AAAGUUCAUCGGUAGAAUAUACCGUUGGGUAUAGCGAGUCCGUGGCGAGGAAACUGUAUACUCCUAUUGUCGUUGGCGUAUUCAUAAAUCUUUUCCUUUACGGGAUCUCUAUCGCUCAGGUCUUUAUGUAUUACACAACUUCAUGUCAAAAAGAUGCAAAAUGGAUAAAACUAUACGUCGCAGCGCUUUUCCUGAUGGACACGACGAACACCGUGGCCGUCUGUGAAUUUGUCUUCGAUAAACUUGUUACUCAUUUCGGCGAUGUUGCGUACCUACAGACCGCAGGGUGGGCAUUCCCUCUAGAUGCACUUACAGUCGGAAGCCUUGCAACCAUGGUUCAGCUCUUCUUUGCCUGGAGAGUGCGAGUCAUCUCCGGAAGUAACUGGCUCACUGGCCUGAUUGUGGUCGUCUCUGUGGCGUCUUUCCUGACGGCAAUUGGAACCUCAGUGGCCACAGCUAUCAUCCAGGAGUUUCCCAAGCUGCACAAGUCGAGGCCGAUAGGCGGCACCUGGUUGGCGUUCUCUGCCGUCUGUGAUAUCUUGAUCACGACGGCGCUGGUAGUUUCUUUGCGCAGAUUCAGGACGGGAAUCGACCGAACCGACGGUGUCAUUGCUAGGAUUGUCCGAGUCAACAUGGAGACAGGACUCCUGACUGCCAUUGUCGCAACCGUUGAUUUCAUUGUCCUCUUCGCUUCCCCAUCAGUUUUACACCUGGGCUUCAACAUCCCACUUGGAAAACUCUACGUCAACUCCGUCCUCGCCACUCUGAACUGGCGCGCCAGAAUGCCUGACGAUACGAACGUGACGGCUUUCGAUCCCACUAUGACAGGUCCUCUGGAGAUUGCUCGGCCUUCAAAUACGAUUGCAUUUCUCACACCGGUGCCGACAUCGAGACGAAUAUCGCUCAACGAGCCACCAGAGUCACUCGAACUAUCGGUGGAAGACCGCGGCGGAAGUAGCAUCGACAAACAAGCGAGUACAUUCGAUCUUCAAACUUCCCUCGAGGCAGGGGACCACAUACCAUAUAUGUUUCGCGAACGAUCGCGACCGGUUCCUGCGAGACGUGACAGUAGCGUGCAGACGGAGUCGGAUAUGAGUUCGGAGGGGGUACGUGUUGUGAGAGACGGUACCGAAAGGAUCAACACGUGGACGCGCGAGGGAUAGGUGUCUCUUUUCUUCCUGUUGUGCAGGUUUUGUGUAUUUGUGUAUAUCACUAUG
Stereum hirsutum FP-91666 SS1 is the source of this 1217-nucleotide messenger RNA. RefSeq lists its product as uncharacterized. Bases 126 to 1163 code for a protein of 345 amino acids. The record is from RefSeq and is a predicted model, not a curated record. The transcript has 15 exons. Lineage: Eukaryota; Fungi; Basidiomycota; Agaricomycetes; Russulales; Stereaceae.